Molecule: messenger RNA, 1084 nt
Organism: Phalaenopsis equestris
Lineage: Eukaryota; Viridiplantae; Streptophyta; Magnoliopsida; Asparagales; Orchidaceae
Product: glutamate synthase 1 [NADH], chloroplastic-like
Exons: 4
Coding region: 404-1072 (222 amino acids)
Source: RefSeq, a predicted model, not a curated record
CCGGGAACAGAGGUGCGGAGCGAGGGAAUUGGUCGGCGAGAGCGGCGAGGAAGAAGGCCGCCGGAGGUUUUGAGGAAGGGAAGGCGGAUUGGGAGCUGAGGAUUUUCGCGGAUUUUCAACGGCUUAUCUAUUAUUUUUUUUUUUAGUUUUUGGAAGGCAUUGAUUCCUGCUUUAUUGAUUUGUGCUUGGAACAGAGAAAAAGUGAGAUCGGAUGAUUCGUUGAGGUAAUUUGGUGGAGGGGAGGGAUUAGACGGAGGCAUUUGGGAUCUUGUUAGAAGUGUUGUGGUAUUCUGGUUCUUUGGUUUUGCGGUGUAUGGUUUCUGGAUCUGGUGGGAUACAGGGAUUUGUUUGAUUGAACACCGAUCCUGGGUUUGGCCAACUUGUUAUCGGAAGCUGGUCGUCUAUGGCAGGGAUGCCAGGCACGGCUUUCAGGGUUCAGAAUGAGUGCGUGGGCGUCCCUUUGAUUGCGUAUAGGAAGAAGGGUGGUUAUCGCGGGCCCCGUACGGAGAGAUGCUCCUUUAUGAGGCAGUGCCCUGGGGUUUUUUUGGAAAGUAAACUGUUAGGAUCGAAGUUGCGGGCUUCCGAGCGGGUUCAGCGCUGGUGGACAGAUGGGCCGGGGCGUUCCCCUAUGCUUAAGGUGGUGUCGGCGACUAUGUCACUGUCUCAAGUGCCGGAGAAGCCGCUGGGUCUAUACGAUGCAUCUUUUGAUAAGGAUUCUUGCGGUGUCGGCUUUGUUGCGGAGCUUUCCGGCGAGUACAAACGGGAAACGGUUGCCGAUGCCUUGGAGAUGUUGGUUAGGAUGGCACACAGGGGAGCGUGCGGUUGUGAGGUCAACACCGGUGACGGGGCAGGCAUCCUUGUAGCGCUUCCGCAUGAUUUUUACAAGGAGGUAGCCAGGGAUCUUGGAUUUGAUUUGCCGCCACCUGACCAAUAUGCGGUUGGCAUGUUUUUCCUGCCUACUGAUCCAGGUCGUCGUGAGGAAAGCAAGGCUGUAUUUACCCAGGUAACUUUGAAUAAUAACAGCUGUAGUCAGUAUGAAAGAUGCUUUUUCGGUACCUUUAAAGCAGUUUAAUAAUUUUUUUUU